This is a messenger RNA of Scomber scombrus (Atlantic mackerel), 2388 nucleotides long. RefSeq lists its product as uncharacterized. The transcript has 17 exons. The record is from RefSeq and is a predicted model, not a curated record. The coding region runs from base 1 to 2388 and encodes 795 amino acids. NCBI's taxonomy places the organism in Eukaryota, Metazoa, Chordata, Actinopteri, Scombriformes, Scombridae.
AUGCUCCGUCUGCUGCUCUGCGUGGCUGCACUGAGCCGACUCGCAGGUGCAAACACUGAAUCAAUCCCGGCUGAAAUCGACAUCAGCAGCUGUUCCAUCUCAUAUUUUGGACAAGUUUACGACAAACUGUAUGUCGGCAGCGACAGCGGCAAACUCACAGUGUGUUUCAAAGCCGCUUACAGCUCCGGAGCCGACAACGACUGUCUGGUGGCGUCUCUCAGCACAGUCACCCAGGUUUCAUGGCUCAAAGAAGACAACGUGGUUAAUGCUGGUUCAGAUUAUCACACAACUCUGAAGUUCACAGGUUCGUCCUCAUGCGGUGCGAUCCUGAAUCUGAAGGAUGCAAACGGCAAAGUGCACAUUAACUACCAUUUCCGCACGUUUGGCAAACUAUCUGGUAUGCAAAUAAAACUGGAAGACACUACGGCUUCUCUGGCUGUGGAUGUGCAGGUCGGUGGGAAACAGCUGCAUCAAUGGUCUUUAACGAAGAAGGUUACAGCGGACACCAAGGACCUGAGCGGAUGCAGACACUUAGGUGCUGCCUAUGAAACCAAAACGAAGGGGUGCGACUCAAAGGGACAAUCGGUUACCUGCAGCAGUUCAGCUGCCGUCAGCACCGCCUCCUGUGGCCAAACAGAGCGCUGCAAGGGAAACGGAGAGUGUCUGUUUGAUGCCGUUUGCACCGUGACCGGCCCAGAAGUCAUCGAUAUCAAUGGCCAAGUUGGUUCUGUCCCGGAUCGCUGUGGAUACUCUCUGCUGUCAGGGACGGGCUUCAAGCUGUUCGCCGUCUUCCAAGAACGUCGCCGUAAAGAUGUGAGUUUUGUGGACCAUGUGAUCCUGCAUCUGGACGCCAAGAAUGUCAACAUUCAGCUGGGACCUGGCAGGAACGCGAAGGUGGGCGACUCGGUGCAGAGUCUGAGCAGUUCACCCAAGAAGGUUCAUGAUGUUGAGCUGUCAAAGGACCAAACCGGAGUCACCGCCAAGAUGACGCUCAACAAAUACGUUGUUUCGAUCUUCUUUGACGGCACCACCGCACAGAUCCAAAUGACAGGACCAGGAGCAGGUUCCCUCCAGGGUUUAUGUGUGAACUCCAAGAAAACUUUGAGUGAAGUGAAGUCCUCUGACCACAGCCUUGCCGACUGUGAAAAGAAGCUCACUGAGACUCCUGACGUUAAGCCCGACUGUGUCGCCAUGACUAAACACUGUAACCUGCUGAAUGAGGCUCCGUUCACUUCCUGUCACGCUCAUGUCGCUCCGAAGCCGUACAUCGACGUCUGCACCAAGACGCUGUGUAAAUACCCGGCGGUGGACGGUCUGCAGUGUCAGUUCCUGGAGGCGUACGCCAGAGCCUGCAGCACGUACAGCAGUGACUCGCUGACCGGCUGGAAGUCAAAGGCCAGCUGCUCCGCCCCUCAGGUCGUCUGUCAGGACACCGACUGCAUUACUCACGAGUUCUGCGGUCAGGAUCCCGUCGGUCGACCUCGAUGCCUCUGUCGCGCCAAAUUCGCCGACAAAUACAGAUCAGCUGACACUUUGGGUGACAAGACGGUAUGCAAGCAGAACUCCGCCUCCGUGUCUCUGCCCAGUUGUCUCCUGGCAGAGAAAGGCAUCGACUACUCGAUCUUACGCCUCAAUGAUGAAACCUGUAAAGGUCAGAUGGACCAGAAGACCCGCAUGGUGAUGUUUGACUACAACAGCCAAAAAGCCUGCGGGGCGAUCAUCACGGCCAAAGACCAAAAAAUCAUCUACGAGAACACCAUCAAGACAGACGACAGCGGCUCCUCUGGUGAGAUCUAUCGCCACGGAUCGGUCAAAAUGGACUUCUCCUGCUUCUACGUCCAGCCGGAGGUCCACGACUUUAUCUUCAAACUCAAAGGCGGCAAAGCAGUGAAGGAGAUUGCGUCCGGAUCCUGGAAUUACAAGAUGGCUAUCAAACUGUGCGGCGACAAGGACUGCACCAAACCGUUCGACCCUUCAAAGGGCAUCACCCUGGACACGAUCAUCUACAUCAGCGUGGAAGCCAUCGGGUUUGACUCAAACCUGAUCGACCUGGUUCUCAAGUCCUGCAUUGCGAAGAGCAAGGCCGGAGCGACGUACGACCUCGUCGUCAAUGGCUGUGGGAGCCCGGAGGACGACACGGUGAAGGUAAUGAGUAACGGAAGAGGAACGGGAAGCAUCUUGGCCUUCAAGAUGUUCCAGUUCAAAGGGGACAACAGCGGCAUGAGCCUGCUGUUCAAGAUGAAGCUGUGUUUGAAGAAGGACACCAAAUGCAUGCCGGUCGUUUCCAUGGCGACCAACAAGCUGCCAACCCUCAGAAUGACCCCAGAUUACUGCUUCGUCCUCGUCCUCAUCAUCAUCAUCAUCAUCAUACCAAGCAUUGAUAUUUGA